Uranotaenia lowii is the source of this 7194-nucleotide messenger RNA. RefSeq names its product disheveled-associated activator of morphogenesis 1-like. The record is from RefSeq and is a predicted model, not a curated record. Gene Ontology annotation, biological process: positive regulation of actin filament polymerization; actin cytoskeleton organization. Gene Ontology annotation, molecular function: small GTPase binding; actin binding. The transcript has 9 exons. Bases 1167 to 5222 code for a protein of 1351 amino acids. Lineage: Eukaryota; Metazoa; Arthropoda; Insecta; Diptera; Culicidae.
GCUAGUGGAUAGUACGGUCGUAGUCCAUGCGGGGUUUCUCUUAGUUUUCUUGUUUCACUUUCGUUUACGGGGUACGAUUUUCGUUCCGGAUCAGUAUAAAAAAACGCGUGCGAAAUUCCUACCGGGAUUUGUCGACUCGACGCAUGUCGACUUGUAGGAGAGUGUGUGAUGUAUUGUGGAGUGAGUAAUAAGAUCGACUAUUUCCCUAUUGGAUUAAGAAGGGAAUCCCUACUGGAUCAAGGUGUUUGGGUAAUCGAUCGCGUGUUUUUGUAUCUCUAAUUGAUCCCUAUCAAGUAGGUACUGCAAGAUCAUUUGUACAAAACGAUUGGUUCCUUGGCGUGUUUUGUUUUAUGUUUUUUUUACUUCUUCUGUGGCUUUGAGGGAGGAGCUGAAGCGAGCUGAUCAUCGACUGACGAUCACUCAAGCGUGUGGAAAGUGACGGGCUGCUCAAAAAUUGUGUACGAUUUGUUACUUUGCUGGAACGCGGUGUAAAUCGUAUGGGAAAAUAGCCUCAUCGCGUGUUGUUGUCGAGAGUAAAAGUGAUUAAGAUCUACCUCUAAUCGUCGUCGUUGAGUCCCUUUAAAAUUGAUCGAGACGAUUCGAGGAAGUCCACAAGAUUAUGCGGCAACUGUUGGUCCCCAAACGUCUGGCUGAGAUCUUCAAGCUUCUGGGGUAGUGUGAACGACGAAGGUUGGAAUAAAAUGUGAAAAUUUCCGUCGAAGCGGACGACCCUUCCGAGCUGGUUCGGUAUUCAAAUUCCGACAAGAGAGUGGCAUGAUUUAUGGGACCCGCGCAUUGUGACAUUUCCUCAAACGAGAGUUUCUCCCCAAAGUGUUGAUGAAAUCCCACCUGGGUGAAAGGGGCUACCUAUUUCCGAAUUCCUAAUUGAGUUGCGGAAUGCCGCCAGUUUGACAGUGAACCGAUCUUCGAUCCGCGAUCUGAUCAGAUCGGAAUGGAAUGAAUCAACAACUUGUGAUCUUUUGUAAGAUUUUGUAGAAGUAGUGAAGAUUUGAUGUGAUUCUGUAGUUCCCCUAUUUGUGUUGUGCCAAUACCUUAUCUGGAUACCUUCGAUAUUGGUGAUUUGUGUAAAGUUGCGAAACACAUCAAUCGUUGUUUGAAGUUUGGAUUAAUUGCUACUGAAACCGAGACGACAACAAACCGCCACCAUGUGCAGCAAAAACAGCUUCGAGGUUUUGAUGGAGAAAAUCAAUACGGGUAUUCCGACGUGCCCGAUUAAUUUGUCCACGCUUCGCAACCGGCUACCGGAACUCGGUAACUGGAGCCUGCCGCACAUAUGCAAAGAAGCUGUCAACGGCAACAACAACAACAACAAUAACACCGACAAUAACAGCAGCAACCCAAACGCAGCCGGAUCAGACCAUCAUCACAUCCAGCACCACAUCACCAGCAACGGGAACUACGGGAACAAUCUCACGACGGCAGCGGCGGAUUCCUUCUAUCAGCCCCAGUCGCUAGGGGCCCUGUCCAGUGUGACGGCAUCGACGACCUUGACGAGUGGAUGCGGUGGAUCGGCGACAUCUAACGGUGGCACCCCGACGCCUACAACCACCACACAGCAACCAUUGCCGCAGCACCAUUUCAACCUAGCUGUGCACCAGCAACAGCAACAGCAGCAGCACAACCACCAGACUAGCUUGCACAAAUUCUACAAGGCACACAAAAAGAUGCCCGGCUUUCGGGGCCGCCGAGGGUGGUGCGGGUGUUUGCAGGACGAUGAACCGCCCGAAAUCUGCGUGGUCGAGGGAGUUUUUUCCCUGCAAACGCUCACCCCCACCCAACCGAUGCCGGCCAUCGACGAGCUGGACAGCAAGUUCGCCGAACUGGUCGAGGAACUGGAUCUCACGGCCCCCAAUAAAGCGGCCAUGCUCAGUCUGCCGCCGCAGAAGAAGUGGCAAAUCUACUGCUCCCGGAAGAGUCCCCUGGAUGCUGCGACCGGUCCGAACGGGGCACCCCUUCCGGGAGCAACUCUUCCACCGACACCGGAACACUACAUCGAACGACUGAAGGAUAUGGCGGUGCAGCUGAAGGCCUCGUCACCGGAUGAAUCUCCGACGCACGAAUACAGUCCGAAGAUCGAAUCGCACACGGCGUUGUUCGAUGCGCUGAAGACGGCUCUACGGACUUCGGCCCAUAGUUUUGUGAUCCGGUUCAUUGAGCUGCAGGGACUGCCGGCUCUGUUGGAACUGCUACAGGCACUCGAUAUCCGGGUGGCCAACAGUCCCCUCCACACUAGUCUCAUCGGGUGUAUCAAGGCGUUGAUGAACAACUCGACGGGUCGUUCUCAUGUGUUGGCCCAUCCCACCGGAAUCGAUACCAUUGCGAGGUCACUGGCAGCGGACAACAUCAAGACCAAAAUCGCAGCCCUGGAAAUACUCGGAGCGGUGUGUUUGGUUCCCGGAGGUCACAAGAAGGUUCUGACGGCGAUGCUGAACUAUCAGGAAUACGCUGCAGAGCGGGCGCGAUUUCAGGGUAUCGUAAAUGAUCUGGACAAAUCAACCGGAGCCUAUCGGGACGACGUCAAUCUCAAAACGGCGAUUAUGUCGUUUAUCAACGCCGUCUUGAACUAUGGACCGGGACAGGAGAAUUUGGAGUUCCGACUUCAUCUGAGGUAUGAAUUCCUCAUGUUGGGCAUUCAACCGGUGAUCGAUAAGCUGAGGAAGCACGAGAAUGAGACGUUAAAUCGGCAUCUGGACUUCUUCGAGAUGGUAAGAAACGAAGACGAGAAGGAGUUGGCGCGGAAGUUCAACCAUGAACAUGUGGAUACGAAGAGUGCUACGGCAAUGUUUGAACUCCUCCGAAGAAAGUUGAGCCAUUCAACGGCCUACCCUCAUUUGUUGAGUCUGCUGGAGCACAUGCUGUUGUUACCGGGAGGCGGUGCCAAUGCCCAACACUGGUUGAUGUUCGAUCGGAUAGUUCAGCAGAUCGUUCUUCAGCAGGAAGAACGACCCUCGAGCGAAAUUGAUCCCGAUCACCAGGACAAAACGUCAGAGUCUUCCAUGAAACUGCAAGACCCAGACAUCGCCCCACUUCAGAUAGAAGUUAAAAAAAUAGUCAAACUGCUCGUUAAAGAGGAAGAACUAGUCGCCGCUCGAACACGAGCCGAUGAUCUGGAAAAGGAAAACACAGAAAUUACAGCCAAGCUAGCCAAAAAGGAACAAGAACUGGACCAACGGACGCAAGAGAAGGAAGACAUGGAAACUUCACUGGCUCGAAUGCGCGAAAGACUGGAAAAGGAGAGCGCAAAUCAUUCCCAAGCCGUUCAACGAGCUGUCAACGCCGAAAUGCGUAUCGAAGACCUGCAGCAUCGAUUCCUGAGCGAACAGCAGGAACGGAUACGCUUGGAACGACUCGUUACCGAAGGUAGCAUACCGGACGAUCAGAAGGUCGCUGGCCUACAGGGAUGCAAUGGAGCCGUAUCUCCACCUCCUCCACCACCUCCAAGCAAACUUCCACCCCCGCCACCUCCACCGAUGAUGAUGAUGGCUGCUCCACCUCCUCCGCCCGCUCCCGGUGGCAUUCCGAAACCAUUCGCCAAUCCCAACCUCGCCAACAAUCAUCCCGCACCCCCAAAAAUGGAAGCCCCCAAGAAGAACGUCCCCCAGUCGGCCAACCCGUUGAAGAGCUUCAACUGGUCCAAGCUGCCCGACUCGAAACUACAGGGAACGGUCUGGAGCGAGCUGGACGACAGCAAGUGGUACAACACCAUCGAGAUGGAAUCGAUCGACAAACUGUUCUCGGCCUACCAGAAGAAUGGCGUCGCGUAUAAUUUUUCGUUCCAGAACGAGGGUUCGAUCGAGGACCUGCGGCUCAUCGGCAAACAGAAGACGAAGAUCCUCUCGGUGAUCGAGGGACGGCGGGCCCAGAACUGUACCAUCCUGCUGAGCAAGCUCAAAAUGAGCGACGAGGAGAUUUCCAAAGCGAUCCUAUCAAUGGACUCAAACGAACAGCUUCCGAUCGAUAUGGUUGAACAGCUGCUGAAGUUCACACCCUCGGCUGAAGAACGCGCCCUUCUCGACGAACAUUCCGAAGAUAUCGAUUCACUUGCACGGGCUGAUCGGUUUCUGUACGAGAUUUCCAAAAUUCCUCAUAACGAGCAACGGCUUCGUAGUCUGCACUACAAGAAACGGUUCCUGCUGACAGUCAACGACCUGUCGCCGAGGAUCGCCAGCGUUAUGGAAGCCUCCCGGGAAGUCGCGAGAUCUCGACGACUACGAAAACUCCUGGAACUGGUCCUAGCCCUCGGUAACUACAUGAACCGGGGAGCUCGAGGCAACGCGUCCGGUUUCCGGCUAUCGUCCCUCAAUCGGCUAGCCGAUACCAAGAGCAGUGCCGUCAAGGGAACCACCCUGCUGCAUUAUCUGGUGCAGAUCGUCGAGAAGAAGUUCAAGGACAUUCUGCUCUUGGAGGAUGAUUUGCCACACGUUAAGGAGGCGUCGAAGGUUUCGCUCGGCGAAAUGGAGAAGGACAUCUCGAUGCUGCGGGCUGGAUUGGCGGAAGUUAAUCGUGAGAUCGAGUUCCACCGAAGUAGUGGGGCACAGCAGCCCGGUGACCGGUUCCUGCCGGUGAUGCGUGAAUUCCACGCCCAAGCGUCGGUGCGGUUCUCCGAACUGGAAGAUCAGUUCCAGGAUAUGAAGACUAGAUUUGACCGAGCAGUGCGGCUAUUUGGGGAAGAUGGAGCAGUUGUUCAACCCGAUGAGUUCUUCGGAAUCUUUGACGGGUUUCUGACGGCGCUUAUCGAGGCCAAGCAGGACAACGAGAACUUCCGCAAGCGGCAGGAGGAAGAGGACCGGCGGGCUAAGCAAGAAGCUGAGCUGAAGAAACGGACCAUCGAGCGCAAAUCGAAGGAGGGUCUACUGAACUCGGUUGCGAAGAAUCUCGGCCUCACCAAGGGUUCGAAAUCGUCCAACGGAACCGGUAGCGGUGGAAGCAACGGAAACCACGACGGUGGCUCAUCCGGCGGCAACGAUCCCAACAACAAGGGUGAGUUUGACGAUCUAAUCAGUGCGUUGCGGACGGGAGACGUGUUCGGUGAGGAUAUGGCUAAAUUCAAGCGAUCGCGCAAAACUCGGCUGAGCCCCAGCAACAACAAUGGGACAAGCAAUACUUCCCCACCGAGGAGCCGGAACAGCGUGGGCCGAGAGGACAGCCGGGAACGGACCGUUGUCGUGACUGGUGGGAACAACAACCGGCGGAAUCAGUGAAUCGAUCUGAGGGAGGAAGAAAUCAAGCCAACGAUGACGUACUGAAAUUUCAAGUGUAUGGUUAGGAAAAUUUUCUUUUCGAAAAAUUUUGUUAAUGUUUGGCUAAGAGAGACCAAAAAUUUAAAUCUUACUGUGAGUAAAGCUCAAAUUGUGAAACCCGAAAAGUAAUUGGAUCGUUUACAAGUGAUUGUAGCAAUGUAAGGAAACGCUUUACAACAAAAUAAUCUCUGAAAAAUUUGGAAAAAAGUAAUCCAAUGAAUGUAUAGAAAAUUAUGAAACCGUAAAAUAAUUGUGGUUAUAAGAGAAUCUCUGGGCAGACUGUUAGAAAUCGACAACUUUAAACAGGUCACCACCGCCAGAUGUCGUCACGCUGAGUGUCGAGUGUCGCUUUUUUUGGAAUGAGAUUUAUCCCUUUUAGACUGUCCCCCUUCGAUUAUUCGGUGGCAAAAUAUGGGCAAUUUUACACGUAAUAUUGUAGUCAAGAGCACUGUGUAGUAGGUAAUAGAUAUAACAGAUGAUAACAGAAACACCACCAAUCAUAGGAAUUUUAUUGUUAUUGUAGAAGGAAUAGCGAAAGUCACUUCCUAAGUCAGCCUCUCACUCAAUGAUGACCUGUGCUUAAGCUUUCGAUUUCGUUUUUCUUUCCCUGACGUUAAUCGCCAAACUUUCUACAAAGCCUUUGGCUUGGUUCUACUAACAUGAUGCAAUUUUCGACUUCUAAGUCAAGAAGUCGAUGAUCACCAUAACGCAGAAAGUAUUCUCCUUAGUUACCAUAUCCAUAUAACCAGAAAUCGGAGAAAACCCCGGAGAUUGAUUGUAAAAAUUGUAAUAUUUUUGUCCCACGUUUUUACUACCGAUUAUGUGUAUAAUCUAGAUUUACUCUUAGCAUCUUAGGUUUGUUCGAAACGCGCGCGCACGUUCGGAAAAAGAGAGCAAAAUCUGUAUUUAUUCAACACUAACGUUCUUUCUACUUUUAUCUCUCGGUAGCGUUCUAGCAGCAGCUAACAGCAUAUUCUAACAACUCCCUAUGUAAAACCUCGUAAUAUCAUUUCUAGUGCUUUUAUCGGAAUUCCCCGAAUCCCCAACCCAAGCAUAUCUUUACUUUUACGUACCGAUGUAUGUUAAAUGAGUUAUUCUUUCUGCUACUCCACAGGGAAUAGUUUGUGCAAAAUUUCUGUUGUCUAUAAAUCAAUUGAUCGGUUGGUUAUCAAUUGGUUUCAUUCAUUAGUACCUAGUUCGUGAUUAGUGAUAUAGGUUUUUUUAGCAAGGUGUCUUCCACCGUAAUUGGCCGGAAAAUUCACAAAACUCACGCACUAAUUCGAUAUGAAAAACGGGACAUUUUUUUUAAUUUCUGUAUAUAAUCACCCACAUACACGAAAUGCACAGCCACUAGAAUUUUCAGUAAUCGAUAAUCGAUAUACAAAAAUAAAUAUACAUAUUAAAACAUAUAUUAUACACUCACUCACACAACAGAUCGAUGGAAAGAUUGGGAUAAUGAUAGUCGUGUUUUUAAGAAAGUAUAUAAUACAUUUACGCCCGCUAGGUAAAACGGUAGUCUAGUAAAAUGGAAAUUUUUAAACUCAAAGUAAAAUAUGAGCAACAGCUGAAAAGUUUUAAAAGAAGUAGAUUCGAAGCAGUCGUUUAGUUUGAGAAAGAGACCACCAAGUUUCAGUUGUCGCGACUUCCAUUUGUUCGUCCCUUUUUCCCUCAUAGAACGAUUCCAGAGUAUGAAACAAUACAACCACUUUACAUAACAGAUAAAAAAACUUAUAAAACAGAACUCUAAAUGUUGCUUUGUCAAAAAAUGGAAGGUUUUCCAAUAACUGUUGUUUUUGAAAAAAAAACCCGAACCGAUACAAUAAAAUGAUAACCAACACAAAUGCACAAACUAGAAAAACAAGCAAGUAGUUAACCCAAAAUGUAAAAUGUUUUAAGUUUAACAAGAGAGAAAAAAAACAAACAAACAAACAAA